CCGGUAAUUGCGUCAAAUGUGUGGAGCGCAGCAGUGAAGAAGACUACAUUAGCUUCCAAAAGGGGCUCCAGUGCAUGUCGAACAUUGGCCGCAUUGGUGGGAAACAAGCGGUGAUGUAUUCGCCCGCUUGCCUGAAGCAGCACGGCGAUGUCCAACACGAACUACUGCAUGUCUUGGGAUUUUUUCACGAACAUUCCCGAUCGGACAGGGACGAAUAUGUUAUCAUCAUCUGGGACAACAUUGCCAAAAGCGAUAAGGAGCAGUUUGCCAAGCACGAAGACGGCAACACGUACGGACUGCCGUACGACUACGAAUCGGUCAUGCAUUAUAAGCACAACGCCUUCGCUAAGGACAGUGGUAUCCCGACGAUUCUCCCAACAAACAAAAAGUCCAGAAUCGGGCAGAAUAAAGACCAGAGUCCGCUGGAUGUCGUCAGAAUACACCGAAGGUUUCGGUGUGCGAUUGCCGAUCCGAAAAGCUUUGCAG
Molecule: messenger RNA, 486 nt
Organism: Paramacrobiotus metropolitanus
Lineage: Eukaryota; Metazoa; Tardigrada; Eutardigrada; Parachela; Macrobiotidae
Product: astacin-like metalloendopeptidase
Exons: 3
Biological process (GO): proteolysis
Molecular function (GO): metalloendopeptidase activity
Source: RefSeq, a predicted model, not a curated record